AGUGGCGCUGUUUUGCCCCGCGUCUCUCGGUUGCCAAGGUUUCCGAGAGGUACUCCAGUGUGGGCGCCGGGGUUGGUCUGUGCUUCCCGUCUCGCGCUCGAAGAAGCAACGCCCCCACCAUCACCAUGGCUUCGGCUGGGGCGGGGAUGACCGAGCGCGAGCGGGACGGCUGCCGGGAGCUGUUGGAACUGCUCCAGACCGACGAUCUGCUGGCGCUAACGGACACGGUGACCAGCCGCCUCGUGCAGCCCAACAACCGCCAAGAAGCCAUACAUGCCAUUUUGCUGUACAGUCAAAGUGCUGAAGAGCUGUUGAAAAGAAAGAAAGUAUUUCGAGAGAUAAUCUUCAAGUACUUGGCAACAAAAGGAGUUAUAGUACCACCUUCUUCUGAAAAACACCAGCUUGUUUAUCGCGCAAAGCAGUACUGGGGUGAAGGGCUGAAAGUUUGUGCUUCAGAACAAAUACAUGAAAAUCCUGGUAUACAGAAACCAGAAGAUGGAGGAAAACAAGGAGGAGAUCGAGAUGAGAACAAAGAGUGUCACAAUCUGGCAGAGGAAUUUUGUCAGUGGUAUUUUGGAAUGCUGAACUCUCAGAACCCAUUGAUUGGAGAACCACAAGAAGAAUGGGGACCACAGCAUUUUUGGGGUGAUGUAACCCUAAAGUUUUGUUACAACACCUCUGAACAAAACAUAGAAGAGUACUCAGGUGCAGAAUUGGUGAGCCUUCGCUUGCUGUCAUUAGUGAAAGAAGAAUACCUCUUCUUGAAUCCCAACUUGAAUGCAGGUGGCCUAAAGUGUACAGUUUCGCCACAUGGAUUAGUUGUGGUGGCAGUAGCUGGCACAGUUCAUAGGAGUAGUUGUUGUUUGGGAGUCUUUGAACAAAUCUUUGGCCUCAUCCGCUGCCCAUUUAGAGAGAAUACAUGGAAAAUCAAGUUUGUCAAUCUGAAGAUAGUUGGACAGAAUGCCAUGGAGCCUGGGACCCAUAUGGAAAGUCCUUGCAUAAAAUAUGAGCGAGAAGAACUGCAGGAAUUUUAUGUGUCCAAGGAACUUGCUUUGAUUGAGCCUCAAAAAUAUUGAGUGUUCUGUUUUGCUAAAUGAAGGAGGAAAGUUUGUGGGCCUUGGAAAAUACAGCACAAGAACAUACUCAAAGCAUUCAAGUAAUUGUUUUGCUUCUGUUUUCUGAAUUCAUGCUUUCCUACUAGAAGUUAAUCCAGAAUAGUGAACAUAGAGAUUUGCUGCUAGUAAUUGUUGGCAUGACUCUUGCCCCCCAAAUUUACAAUUUGCCAAAUUACUUUGGCAGAUUACUUGUUAAAUGAGAGGGGAAGAAAGGUGAGAAGAUGCCUCCUGCCUUCCUAUCACCCACUGCUAAGUAUUGGUGUGUAUGGGAGUGAAUAGGCAGAAAGAAGCAAGCAUAAAUGACAAGGGUAAAGCAUAGGAGAUGGAAUAUUGUCAUCUUGACUGCAGCUUCCUUAUUUUUUCUUAGGGGUAGAAGAAUGCAGAGGUGUGAUGAAUCUAUUAAGUUUGCAAGAGAUUCUUUUGCCAAAGACUAUGUAUCUGGAUCAUUGUUUUGUGACAAUCUUUUUUUUUUUAAAUAUAUGUCUUCUACUGUAAAAAUAUGCUAGGAGAGGCAGAGUCAACACUUGUGCCCAACUGUUAUAAAACAGUUCUUGUUAGUUGUUAUUUUGCACCUGUCACUUAAUAUUUUGCCUUAGAAUCAGCUAAAAUUAAAUGGUCAUUGAUCUCAGUUCAGUUAUUGUUUAUAUUGAAGGACUUAAUUUUAAGUCUUAGUUAAAUAACUGUUCACAUCUUAAUCUCAGGGUUGUACAAAACAAAGCAUUUUUAAUUUAUAGUAGAAUUUUGUGUUAAUAUAGAAAGAUUAUUAAAAUGGUUGUUAUUUAAAUCAGUAAGUAUAUGCAUGAAAUAGUUAUAGCAGUGCUACAUUUACUAGAGGGUUUUCAUGGAAAAUUUAUAGAACAAUAUUACUUUCCUCUAUAAAAUAUUUUGAAAUUUUCUGUCUUAUUUCAUCAUUUGUUAUGUACAACCCUUAUUCAUGUAGUUAUUUACCUAUAAGAAACAUACU
Messenger RNA from Python bivittatus (Burmese python), 2079 nucleotides. RefSeq names its product chromosome unknown C3orf38 homolog (gene CUNH3orf38). The record is from RefSeq and is a predicted model, not a curated record. NCBI's taxonomy places the organism in Eukaryota, Metazoa, Chordata, Lepidosauria, Squamata, Pythonidae.